Portunus trituberculatus (swimming crab) is the source of this 885-nucleotide messenger RNA. RefSeq lists its product as uncharacterized. The record is from RefSeq and is a predicted model, not a curated record. NCBI's taxonomy places the organism in Eukaryota, Metazoa, Arthropoda, Malacostraca, Decapoda, Portunidae. The transcript has a single exon. The coding region runs from base 1 to 885 and encodes 294 amino acids.
AUGAACCUUGUGUGGAAGUCUGACGAACGUCCUACAUCUAACCUCAGAGCAGCAAAGAUAAGGAUGGACCUGAUGACCAACAGCUUGACAACUGAUGGUUUUCGACAGUAUGAUGAACACCUUGAGGACUUAUACCAAAGUCGCAUCAUCGAGUAUUCUCACCAACAGGAUCCUAGCUGUUUCUUUUUGUCACACAGAGGUAUUCACCGCAACGGAAAAUUAAGAGUGGUAUUUGACGGCUCUGCUAAGGAUGGCUCAGGAAGGAGUCUGAAUUCCUACCUUGAUCUUGGUGUUAACCUCUUAUCUUGCCUCUUAUCAGUGAUCAUCAGCUUCCGCGCCGAUCAAGUAGGUUGUCAGAGCGACAUUAAGGCUGCCUUCCACCAAAUACUCAUCAAGGAGGAAGCUCGAAAGUAUGUUCAGUUUCUGUGGGCAGACGAAAUUCUCAGAUUCCAGAGAGUUCCUUUCGGCCUUUCUUGCUCACCCUUCAUGCUACUUCAAACAAUUGCCACCCACGUACACCAACAUCCCAUGAUCGGACCUGAUCUUCGUGGUCGCAUCGAGCGAGGCAUUUACAUGGACGACCUGUGUCUUAGCUUUCCAUCAGCAGACAAAGCCGAGGCAAGCUUGAAGCAUGUAACUAACAUCUUUGUGGAUGCCAGCAUAGAGCUGCAUAAGCUGCGCAAAACUGAAACGCCCUCAGACGAGUCCAAGGUCCUCAGUCUGAAGUGGGAUACUGUAGCUGAUCACCUUGCGGUAAUUAUUCCACAGCAGUCAACACACCCGAGUACAAAGAGCGAACUCCUCUCCUUGGUAUCAAGACCGUUCGAUCCUCUGGGCGUCCUCACACCGUGGUUGAUUUGGGGCAAAAUUGUGCUGGUGUGGUAG